UGCACUCACAUCUCUCUACGGUUUAUUCUUUUGCAGCAAUCACAAGCCAGUGGUUCGAAUGAAUUCUAACGGGAUGCUCUUUAGAUCUCGAGCAGUCUCCUCACGAGUUUCCAUACAUCCCUCUCCGUUUGAGCUGGGAGACUUCUCACUGCACCUGGACAAUGUGGGAGAAGGGGACGCAGGGCGAUACCAAGGGCUGGCGCAGUAUGGGGGCACCAAGCACGAGUGCACAGUCACACUGCACAUCAUUGGCGUCACUCAGUCGCCCCUCGGAGAUCUCCCUGAGAGCAGCUCUGUCACCCUGACGUGUUCUGGAGCGAGUUCCCUGUACAAUCCCCACCCUCGGCUGCGCUGGCUGCAUGGUGGCAACCCUGUCCUUCCAUCAAACAGAUUCUUACAGUCAGAGAACCGGCUGAUCAUCCGAGCUCUAACCCAGGCUGACCGGGGGGAAUGGAGCUGCGAGUUGGGUGGAGCAAGAGCUUCUCUGCAACUUACAGUACUAGUGAUUCACAAAAUCCCCCACGUCUGUUUGUUCUAUACGUCUGAAUGCACAGCAGCCAAAGUUACCGGAACAGACACAGCCAUUAAGUCCCAUGAGUGA
Xenopus tropicalis (tropical clawed frog) is the source of this 601-nucleotide messenger RNA. Lineage: Eukaryota; Metazoa; Chordata; Amphibia; Anura; Pipidae. The record is from RefSeq and is a predicted model, not a curated record.